This is a messenger RNA of Rodentolepis nana, 621 nucleotides long. NCBI's taxonomy places the organism in Eukaryota, Metazoa, Platyhelminthes, Cestoda, Cyclophyllidea, Hymenolepididae. The record is from the annotation of a GenBank genome assembly.
AUGAAUAUCUUUAGGCUUGUUGGUGACAUGUCCCACUUGUUAGCCAUUAUACUUCUUCUUUUAAAAAUAUGGAAGACACGCUCUUGUGCUGGUCUUUCAGGAAAAACCCAGCUUCUCUUUGCUCUUGUUUUUACGACCCGAUAUUUAGAUCUUUUCCUUUACUUUGUUUCCUUUUACAACACAUUGAUGAAGGUGGCCUUCAUUAUUCUGUCUUACGUCACGUGCUAUCUCAUGUACAUCAAGUUCAAAACUACUUACAACAAGGAUGAUGAUAACUUUCAAGUCCUCUACCUGCUUAUUCCCUCUGUUUUACUUUCGCUGGUUUUCAAUCACCAUUUUAAUGCUAUUGAGGUAUUGUGGAGCUUCUCUAUCUAUUUGGAAGCGGUGGCCAUCCUGCCCCAGUUGUUUAUGAUCUCCAAGACGGGGGAAGCGGAGACCAUCACAGCGCAUUACCUCUUCGCUCUGGGUUCCUAUCGGGCUCUCUACAUUUUUAAUUGGAUCUACCGCUAUGUGAAUGAAGACACGUACGAGCUGAUAGCUAUCGUUGCCGGCACUGUACAAACUGUCCUCUACGUCGAUUUCUUCUAUCUCUAUGUCACUCGUGGUACGUUCUUGUCGUAA